Molecule: messenger RNA, 4613 nt
Organism: Epinephelus fuscoguttatus (brown-marbled grouper)
Lineage: Eukaryota; Metazoa; Chordata; Actinopteri; Perciformes; Serranidae
Gene: marchf2
Product: membrane-associated ring finger (C3HC4) 2
Exons: 5
Coding region: 584-1339 (251 amino acids)
Biological process (GO): protein ubiquitination
Molecular function (GO): zinc ion binding; ubiquitin-protein transferase activity
Source: RefSeq, a predicted model, not a curated record
GGUUAAAAAAUUGUCUUUAAUUUUAAUCGCAUUAUAGAGCUGAUUAGAUCCUGGUCAGUCAGCUCUGUUUGUUUCCUCUGGCUUUGUGCUGCGCAUGAGAUGUUUUCAGUGAGCUCGCCCCUCCCUUUGGCAGGCUGCUGUUACCCACAAUCACAUUUUAACGUGUCCGGUGUGUGUCUGAGUGUUCUCCGUCUGCACCGCAGAGGCAGACAGCUGAUGAUGAGCCUCUGGGGGAUAUUUAAAGCUCUGGGAAAGCGGAAGACUGGCCUGCUCUGUGUUAUCAGCUGAGAGCUGCUGCUAGCUAGCACAGCGCUCUGUUAGCAUAUUAGCUAGCGAGUGGAGCCGCAUUUUGACUAGUUAAUUCACACGUACAGCUGAAAAUGAAGCCAAGGGGAAACAGGAGGUUGUUGUGGCGGUAACGCCUGCCGAUGUGACACAUCUUUAAGGAGACGACACGGGAAACUAACUGUUCCCAACCUGUGGACAGCAGAGUUUGUGCUUCCCACUCCCCACAUCAAUCUUCACCUCUGACCCUCUACCCCCUCACCUCCACCUCUACGGCCAGUGCCUGGCCUCUGUAACCAUGACGACAGGCGGGUGUUGCCACCUGCCUGGCUCUCUGUGUGACUGUGCGAGCACCACUGGCCUGUGGAAGAGCGUCGAGGAAGGAGGUGGUGAGGGGUGCCAGGCGCUCUACGUCACCCAGGUUACAGCCAUAGACGGACGGUUGCUUUCCUCUGUGCUCAAACCAAUGAGUACGCAAAGUGAUGGUCCCAUCUGUCGUAUUUGCCACGAAGGAGGCAACAGCGAGGGUCUCCUGUCUCCAUGCGACUGCACGGGCACCCUGGGCACGGUCCACAAGAGCUGCUUGGAGAAGUGGCUGUCAUCUUCCAACACCAGCUACUGUGAGCUCUGCCACACGGAGUUCAGCAUCGAGCGCCGACCGAGGCCUCUCACAGAGGUAACAAAGUGGCUGCGGGACCCCGGCCCUCGUAAUGAGAAGAGGACACUGUUCUGUGACAUGGUGUGCUUCCUGUUUAUCACACCCCUAGCAGCCAUUUCAGGCUGGCUGUGCCUGAGAGGUGCUCAGGACCAUCUUCAGCUGGGGAGCUGGCUGCAGGCUGUGGGCCUCAUCGCCCUCACCAUCGCCCUCUUCACCAUCUAUGUCCUGUGGACCCUGGUAUCUUUCCGCUACCACUGUCAGCUGUACUCUGAGUGGAGAAGAACAAACCAGAAAGUACGUCUGCUCAUUCCUGAAGCCAAGGAGUCUAACUCUUCCCAGCAUUCCUUGCUCUCCACCAAACUGAUGAAGAAGUCUGCCAAUGAGAGUAUAGUAUGAGACCAAACAGAGACGGCUGAUGAUAAUGGUGUCUUUUCUGUGUGGCGGCUGAUUGUCGCCUGCCAGCUAGCCUUUAAAGAAGCACUUGUGGGCUUUUAGUUUUUGUUGCUUUCUACAAAAAAAAAAAAAGUCUUUGCCCCAUCGGUACUUAACUCACAUCACUUUUUAAAACAGAAGUCUAAAAGAGCACAUUUAAAUGGGUGUUGACCAAGCUUAUGCAAAGGCACUGAAGAGCGUGAGAGACGUGGAGAAGACAUUGCCCGAGACAUGGAACAGUCUCAACAGUCAUGGAUACGACGAUCAUGUUUAAUAACAGUGACAGUAGUAAAAGAAACGACCAAACGAACUUGUUCAGUGGAUUGUGAAAUGUUUUAAGUAUUGUUCUGCUUGGAUUCAACAACCCAUCGAUGGUCCACAUGUGACUGCAGAGCACAGGAGGUCCAGUCAUUGUCGUGCAGCAAUGAUGAAAGUGUAAACCACUAGAAACAUGUCAUAUGUGGGCGUGCCCUUAUCUACAUAGGCCUUGCAUUCUCUGCACAGUGUUGCCCAUCGAGGAGCUCUUUGACACGAUUAUUAUGUGACCCUGUGUUAAUCUGUUAAGGGAAAAAAGCUUUGAUUCAUUCACCCGAAGCUUUUAGUUUUCGCACAAGCCUAUUGGACUUCUUUCAAGGUUUUUUGUUUUGUUUUGUUUUUUUUUUAAAUCCUACAUCUGUUUUUACAUUUCAUCCAAGAAUGGAUGGCAGCAUAGCGUUCGUAAAGCCAGAGAUUGUGCAAUAAAACACUGUGGACAUGGAGGACUUCACAGUACAUGAAGAGACCUCUCCCAACAUGCACAGUUAUGCAUGCAAACACUGUUAAUAAAAAAUUAGGGGGGGAUUUUUUAAAAAUUUUUAUUUUGUAGUGUUAGCGUAUUAUAAAAUCCUUUCGUGGUUUUAAAAAAAAAGUUUCUUAAACCACUAAACAGAAUCAGUAUUCCUACUGCAGUAGGGUUUAACAGCGUCCUCAUAGAGGUUCUUAUAUUAUCAGCACUUAGCAAGUAGGUCUUGUAUAGAUCGAUAGAAAACUCCAUGAAAAUGGCUCUUAGAGGAUCCAAGAGUCUGUUGGGUGGCUGAUGCAGUGUACUAAAGCAUCCUUUUAACUGCCUGUUAAAGUACUUAAUUAUUGCUAUUUUUGUUCUGUGUAUUUUAUUUUAUUUUAUUUUAUUCAAUUAGUUUCCGUAAGUAACACCAAAUAUCAGGGAAACUUCCUGCAAGCAAUCACCAUUGUAGUCAUGAUCAAACAUCAUCGAUAAAAGCAACUUCUGUGCUGGUGUUCAGUGCUUCUGCCAGUCUAACAUGAAGUCACCAACAAUGACUUUAAUGGUGGGUGUAUUAUGCAAGCACCGCUUCUUUUUUUUUGUUGGUUUUUUUAGUUUAAGGAAGCCACUCAACGCUUGUGUGCUUUUUUCUAAGUCCAUUUGAUGGUUGUCAGUGUUUUCGGGGUGUAAACUUGCCCUCAUCAUGUUUUGAUGUUACUGACCAGACAUUUUUGGGUCUGUAUUGGUUGUCUGGGAGAGUAAAGAAAAUCCACUUCUCUCUCUCGUGUAUAUAGUUUGGUGCAGCUUAUAAUCAAGUCACGUUGAGUGGCCGUUCACAGAACUCAAACCGCAGUAGCUGCCUGGUUUCCAGAUUUAUGGGGUCAUAGCGUUGAGAUUUAAACAGUUUACUUCAUUCCACUUCAGUUAGGUUGUAGAAGGACGGUUAAUUGACGUGAACACACUGCGGUCUGACUGUGGCUGCAAGGAACGUCAUAGGCUGAAACAUGUUGGCCUAACACUGUUUUGGAGUGUUGAAGGUGUUAAAGAAAGUUUAACCUAAAAUCAACAAUACAUGUUUUUCCUCUUACCUGUAGUGCUAUUUAUCAGUCGAGAUUGUUUUGGUGUGAGUUGCUGAGUGUUGAGAUAUCAGCCAUAUAGAUGUCUGACUCUCUUCAGUAUAAUGGAACUAGAUGGCGCUCGGCUUGUGGUGCUCGAAGUGCCAAAAAUGUCUCUUUCCAGAAAUCAUGACCCAGUUUAACAUUAUCCACACACCUUGUUGUGAGCAGUUUCAUGUGGGAACUAUUUUCUUUCUGCUGAACUACAUCCGCCAACUGUAUCACUGCACAGAAGGAAGUGUGCAUCUACUCAUGCUAGCUCACCUAGCACCACUAAGCAAGCUGACGUCACAGCUUAGCAGAGGAGGAUGGCGAUAAUGUUUACAUCUCAGGUUGUCACAAACACGAGUAGAUGCGGGUGUACUUCUCAGUCAUCCAGGUCAUGGUAAUCGUCAGUGCUAAUAUCAUAGGCAACUGGACUUGCUUGCGUUUCUUGAAGAUGUUUCGCUUCUCAUCCAAGAAGCUUCUUCAGUUCUAAAUGACUGGUACAAUGUUGCAGGCUGUAAACCCUGUGUGGGUGGUCACGUGAGCUCUUAGCCACCAUGUGAGUCGUUAGGGUCAGGUGGGACCAGGGGUGAAUGGGUGUGAAGUCCCUCUCCAGAUGACUUCACAUCCAUUCACCCCUGGUCGUCUUCAAGAAACGCAAGCAAGUCCAGUUGCCUACAGUAUUAGCACUUAACGUUUUGCGGGUGUAGUUUGUUACAAAGUAAAAUAGUUCCUACAUGAAACUGCAGUCUGUUGAUUAUCUGAAGUAACUGGGUCAUGAUUUCAAGCCAUCUAGAUCGAUUAUAUUGGAGAGAAGGCAGACAUCUCUACGGCCGAUACCUCCAACACUCUGCACCUCCCCAAAACAAACUCGACUGAUAACCAGCUCUACAGGUAAGAGGGAAAAUAUGAAGUUUUGAUUUCGGUGUGAACUGUCCCUUUAAUGCUAUGGUUCAGUAUUAUUGUGCAGAUCUUACUAUUUGUAAGCGUUUCAUUUACGACUGCAGUCCUGUGGGGUGCAAUAAAAAAAUCAGCAUUGAAGCAAAGAGGCAAACUUAAAACAAGUUGACUAGUUGAUUACUAUUUUUCAAGAUCACAAUUAUUUGCUUUUGGAUUUUUCUCAAUUCAGUGGAAUGACAUUUAUAUUUUUAUUAAUGAGUGACUUUUGAUUAUUAUGCUUAUUAAUGAUGAUUAACAUGUUGAUGAUUUUGUUCUUCCUAUGUGCUUUUUGUUAACUUCUCCUACAUGUCAAAGUAAAAGACAUGGAUCCAUGUCGCAGAGACAUUCAGUAUUGACACAGAAACAAUGCAGUACAUGAGCUACGGUGUGCAGAGGCCAAAAGUCUGGAUUUUAUGCACAAGUGUUAAUGUUUUUUAUU